AUGUUCGGCGCGCCCGCGACCCCCGCGACCCCCGCGUUCGGCGGCUUCGGCGCGCCCGCGAGCCCCGCGCCCGCGGCGGGAGGAGGUCUCUUCGGCGCGCCAGCGAGCCCGGCCCCAGCCGCCGGCGGAGGGCUGUUCGGCGCUCCCGCCAGCCCGACGCCCGCGGGCGGCGGUCUGUUCGGUGCGCCGGCGGCGUCGACCCCGGCGAGCGGCGGCGGUCUGUUCGGUGCACCGGCGGCGUCGACUCCCACGGCGGGCGGCGGCGGUCUGUUCGGCGCCUCCGUGCCCGCGUCGACUCCCGCGGCGGGCGGUGGAUUGUUCGGAGCCUCCCAACCUGCGGCGGGAGGCGGUCUGUUCGGUGCCUCCCAACCUGCGGCGGGCGGUGGAUUGUUCGGUGCCUCGCAGCCGGCGGCGGGCGGCGGUCUGUUCGGUGCGUCCGCACCCGCGGCGGGCGGCGGUCUCUUUGGCGCGUCCGCACCCGCGGCGGGCGGCGGUCUCUUUGGCGCGUCCGCACCCGCGGCGGGCGGCGGCCUCUUCGGCUCCGCUGCGCCGUCGACGGGCGGCGGCCUCUUCGGUGCGUCGUCGGCGCCGUCGACGGGCGGCGGCCUGUUCGGCGCAGCCUCCGCCCCGGGUCUAUCGACGGGCGGGGGUCUGUUUGGCGCGUCAUCGCAGCCCGCGGGGGCGGCGGCGACGGGCGGGGGUCUGUUUGGCGGUACCGCUCCUGCGCUCGGCGGCGGCGGCCUCUUUAGCGGUCAGCCCGGCAACGCGUUAGCCCUCGCGCAGCCCCAGGCUUCGUUCCUGAGCACCACCAACGGCCAGCCGGUGCGCCACUACACGCAGUGGGGCGAGCUGACGCCGCAGUCGCAGCAGCAGCUCAAACAGCUGGAGGCUAUGAUCAUAGCCGCGAGGGAGGACUCUAAGCUGUUGGACGGCGUGGAGAGGUUGGCCGAGUACCAGCCCCCGAAGAAGGGUUCGUCGGCGGUGGGUAAUAAGAAAGGGGAGGUGGCCCGGCCGUCGCCCGGCGCCAACGGUAAGCUCACGAAGGGCGAGAUCCAGCGGCGGGAUCUGGAACGGGCGGCGAAGGCCACGGCCAACAGGCUGAAGCUGCUCGAGACGCAGCUGUGGAGCGAUAACGACCGGCUGACCGGGUUGACCGAGGCGGUGGUCGAGUGCCUCCGAGACACCGAGCACGCGCAGGCCCGGCUUCAACGACUCAAGGAUGCGCACGCGGCGGAUGAUCUGGCCAGGUCGCACGCGCUCGCGCACCCGAACCAGCCCCCCCCGCCGGCGGCGGCGCCCGUGUACCUGCCCGCCCCGCGUCGACCCUCGCCCUACCUCGAAAAAACCGUCGAGCGGCUCUACGCCACCGCGGAGGGCUUCGAACGCGGGACGCUGGAGAUGGAGCACAACCUUCGCACGACGGGCAGGGUGUUGGGCGCGGGGGGAGGGGGCGCGGGCCACGGUCUGGAGGCUCUCACCGCGGCGCUGCACGGCCACGCGUCGUCGUUUCCCGCAAUCGGAUCAGGCGGCGGCGGCGAGGAUGGGUUGGAAAAGUUUGACGGCGGCGUCGCGGCGCUCAAGGCGCUCCGAGCGUCACGAACCGGCGGACCCGCCGAGCACAGGUCGGCGGUGGAGGCGGCGAGGAGGUACUUCAACAAGGUUGGCGGAGACCUGGCCAAGCUGCACGAGCGGGUGUCGAGGGCCAAGGCUGCGCACCUCGCCAAGCUGAGGGAGAAGGGCGACCACAGAGAUCCCUUCGCGGAGGCUGAAAAGGAGGAGGAGGAAGCGAGGCGGCUCGCGGAAUUGGCGGAGCGACCCGAGGCGGCGAUGGCCCUCCCCGCGCCCGGCGCGCCCGGUCAGCCGCUCGCCCUCCCGGCGCCCGCGACGGGCGGGGGGCUGAGCCUCACCACUCCCGGGGGCACGAGCCUCUUUGGCGCCCCCGCGGCGGGCGGCGGCCUGUUUGGCGGGGCGUCGGCGUCGGCAACCGGAGGCGGUCUGUUCGGUGCCUCGCAGCCGGCAACUGGAGGCGGUCUGUUCGGCGGUGCCUCGCAGCCGGCAACCGGAGGCGGUCUGUUCGGCGGUGCCUCGCAGCCGGCAACCGGAGGCGGUCUGUUCGGCGGUGCCUCGCAGCCGGCAACUGGAGGCGGCCUGUUCGGCGCAGCUUCCACCCCGGCGACGGGCGGGGGUCUGCUCGGCGGCGCAGCCUCCACCCCGGCGGCGGGCGGCGGUCUGUUCGGCGCACCCCAACCAGCGGCGGCCGGCGGUCUGUUCGGCGCACCCCAACCAGCGGCGGGCGGCGGUCUGUUCGGUGCGCCCGCGUCGACCCCGGCGGGCGGCGGAGGGUUGUUCGGCGCACCGGCGGCGUCGACUCCCGCGGCGGGCGGCGGCGGUCUGUUCGGCGCCUCCGUGCCCGCGUCGACUCCCGCGGCGGGCGGCUCCGGUCUCUUUGGUUCCCCGGCGCCGGCGACUCCCUCGUUUGGCGCGGCCGCGACUCCGUCGUUUGGCGGCGCGGCGCCGGCGGCGGCGGGGGGCGGGGGUCUCUUCGGAAGCCCCGCGCCCGCGGCGGGAGGUUUCGGCGCGGGCGCGUUUGGAAGUCCGGCGCCGGGUGGCACCGUCAGGCGGUCGGCUCGAAGGAGGUGA
Micromonas commoda is the source of this 2640-nucleotide messenger RNA. RefSeq lists its product with no specific name. The transcript has 2 exons. NCBI's taxonomy places the organism in Eukaryota, Viridiplantae, Chlorophyta, Mamiellophyceae, Mamiellales, Mamiellaceae. Gene Ontology annotation, biological process: nucleocytoplasmic transport. Bases 1 to 2640 code for a protein of 879 amino acids. The record is from RefSeq and is a predicted model, not a curated record. Gene Ontology annotation, cellular component: nuclear pore. Gene Ontology annotation, molecular function: structural constituent of nuclear pore.